Messenger RNA from Dendronephthya gigantea, 1111 nucleotides. RefSeq names its product tumor suppressor candidate 3-like. The record is from RefSeq and is a predicted model, not a curated record. NCBI's taxonomy places the organism in Eukaryota, Metazoa, Cnidaria, Anthozoa, Malacalcyonacea, Nephtheidae. The coding region runs from base 15 to 1001 and encodes 328 amino acids. Gene Ontology annotation, cellular component: oligosaccharyltransferase complex. The transcript has 11 exons.
AUUAGUGAUACAAGAUGGCGCGCGUGGUGUACUUUUUUUGUGUUCUUUUCAUACUUUCCUUUCUUGCAGAUGCCAAGAAAAAAGUCACUAAAGAGGCGCAACUUGAGGUGAAAGUUAAGCAGCUGAUGGACUGGAGUAGCAGACGGCCUGUAAUACGAAUGAAUGGAGAUAAAUACAGACAAUAUGUGAAAGGAAUACCUAGAAAUUAUUCUAUUAUAUUGAUGUUGACAGCCUUAGCUCCACAAAGGCAGUGUGCAGUUUGUAGAGAAGCGAAUGCUGAAUAUCAAAUUCUUGCAAAUUCCUGGCAUUACUCACCAGGUUACUCAAAUCAACUGUUUUUUGCCAUGGUUGAUUUUGAUGAAGGAUCAGAUGUCUUUCAAGCGUUGAAGUUGAAUUCUGCCCCAGUGUUUAUGCACAUUCCUGCAAAAGGAAAGACAAAGCGUGGUGAUAAUUAUGAUAUCCAAAGAAUGGGCUUUUCAGCUGACAACCUGGGACGUUGGGUUGCUGAACGGACAGAUAUUCAUAUCCGCAUUCUCCGUCCUCCAAACUACAUGGGUGCACUUGCUUUAGGUGCUCUUGUUAUUAUCAUUGGUGGUCUACUCUAUGUAAAGAGAAAGAGUCUUGAAUUCCUUUAUAACAAAACAUACUGGGCUAUUGGUGCUUUGACCAUUGUUUUCUGUAUGUUGUCUGGUCAAAUGUGGAAUCAUAUUCGUGGUCCAGCGUAUGCCCAUAGGAACCCUGAGAAUGGUCAAGUAAACUAUAUCCAUGGAAGCAGUCAGUAUCAAUUCAUUGCAGAAACUCAUAUCAUUCUUGGUCUUUAUGCUGCCUAUACUGUUGGUCUCAUUCUCUUGAAUGAAAAAGCAAUUGAAGCUUCUGACGCUAAUAAAAAGAAAAUUUUCACAAUUGCUGGUUUGGCUUGUGUUGUGCUUUUCUUCAGUUUGCUUCUCUCGAUAUUCCGCUCCAAAUACCAUGGUUACCCCUACAGCUUUCUCAUCAAAUAGAAACCUGUUUGGAUCAUUAUUGUUUUAACUGUGGCAUUGUGUAGGUCUUAGAAAUAAAAGAUAGUACAUUCGAUCUUAUUUGUUAAGGUUAUAUAUGUUUUUGUAUAGGU